AAAUUGGACCAGGAGAGGGAGGAGGGAGAGGAGAGGGAAGGAGGAGGAGGAGGAGGGGGCAUCCCCAGGUGCAGGAAGGGAGGGGGAAAAGCGUGGAGGUGGCCUUUUUAUAGGGUCCCCUUCCCUUCUGAAUUCUCCCGUCUUUACUUGCAGGCACUGAGCCUCCGCUAGACUCUGAUUCCCCUUGAAAUCCUUCCUUCCAAGUCUCCUUCCUUCCACUCAGCCCAACAUCUUGGUGCAGCACAGCUCCCACAGUUUCCUAGUGUUGCCUUUCCCCACGUUCCCCGGCUGCUGGGGGUGGGGGGGAGAGGAGAGAGGAUCGGGUCCCCAAAGUAAGUCUGGAGGGAUAGAAGAGGUGGAAGACUUGGGGAGACCUGAGUUCAGAGGGAAGGUGGCUGAAGGGGCUCCGUCCGAAGUUAUGAACCGUGCUAGGAGGAGCCCAGUGGCAUCUGAAAGGUUGGUGAGAGGACAUCACAGCAGCUUGAAUGGAUUUCUGCAGAAAGUUCCCCAUCCAAUAAAAUAGCUGAAUAUUGAUUUUACCCUAUAAAAUAAUGCUUGUAGAAAAUUAAGUGGACCCAGAUCAUCAAGAAGCACUGGAGAGAAACAGACCUUUAUGGAUCCUUGGCUUCCCUUUUGUGCAUAAGUAAUUAUGACAAUUUCUAUUCCUGCCAGGAAGAAAGAUGGAGGUACAGGACUCGACAGGAUGUCAGGCAGGAAAGAGAGAGCCAGCGAGGGGAAGUGUUCAAACUAUGGCAACACAGGAAUAUCUGAAGGGUUUCACUACAUCUCAGAUUAAAGAAGAACCAGAAGAGGGGCUGGACCGAUUGUGUGAGAUCCAGAAAAGAGAAACUCUGAGGGCUCCAUAUUUGGAUGGAAGAAACUCUCCACCUUCUCAGUCCUCACCAGAGAAUAACACUAGGCCGCCUUUUAGCAGAAAGGCCGAUCUCCAUCAAUGGUCCCUCAGAGGAAAAGCUGCAUCCGAAACCUUGCCAGGCCUGGGCUGCAUGGAAGUUCCCAAAUUUUACGAAGGCCUGGAUUCCCCACUGGAAGUGAAGGAAGAGUUGGUGGAGGAGGGCAAGCUUAGUGUGGUGCUACAAUGCCAACGCUUCCGGCAGUUUUGCUAUGAGGAAGCUGAAGGGCCUCAGAAAGUGUUUGGUCAACUCUGGGACCUUUGCUGCCAGUGGCUGAAGCCGGAGCGUCACUCUAAGGAGCAAAUCCUGGAGCUGGUGAUCUUGGAGCAGUUCCUGAUGAUCCUGCCGCUGGAAAUGCAGAACUGGGUUCGGGAACAGUGUCCGGAGACGGGGAGCCAGGCGGUGGCUUUGGCCGAAGACUUUCUUUGGAGGCUGCCACAAGGAGCUGAGCAGAGGGAAGAUCUGGUGGAUUUGCAUCAUGAGCCUUCCAAUUCCGAACUGGAUCCGUUGGAUAUCGUGAAAGUUGAGGUCCCCAUGGAUGGAGACAGAAGCUCCGACCACCAACACUACUUCUUCGGAGAAGUAACAGACUUGCCUGAGGGAAUGUAUAGUAGCAGGAGGAUGAAGGCCACUUUUGACUCUCCUCCAAGGAGUCAGAAAGUACCACUGAAAGAAAAACUGCACAAAUGCCAAUAUUGUGGGAAGCUCUCUGACUGCCGCGCUCACUUGAUUAUUCACGAGCGAACCCACACAGGGGAGAAACCCCACAAAUGCUCAGCAUGUGGGAAAAGCUUCACCCGGAAGGAAUCUUUGAUUAUCCACGAGAGGUUCCAUACAGGGGAGAAGCCCUAUAAAUGCUCAUUGUGUGGUAAAACCUUCAGUGAUAAAAUUGGGCGCCUCAUCCAUGAGAGAACUCACACCGGGGAGAAGCCGUACAAAUGUUCUGAGUGUGGGAAGAGUUUUGGCACUCAUUGCAACCUCCUGAGGCACCGGAGAGUUCAUACAGGCGAGAAACCAUACCAUUGCUCAGACUGUGGCCAGAGUUUCCGAUACAGACCGCAGUUAGUGAUCCACGAAGGGACCCACAAAGGGGAGAAGCCUUAUAAAUGUGCAGACUGUGGAGAAACUUUCAGUCAGACGCGACAUCUGGUGAUACAUAAGUGGACUCACACGGGAGAGAGGCCUCACCAAUGUGCCGUCUGCAGCAAAAGUUUCAAUCAAAAGUCAGACCUUAUUACUCACACCAGGACCCACACUGGGGAGAAGCCGUAUGUCUGCUCCGACUGUGGGAAGAGUUUUAUUUCGAGUUGCCAGCUGAGGAAGCACGAGAGAAUUCACACCGGGGAGAAACCGUACCAGUGCGCAGAGUGCGGGAAAUGCUUCACUUACAGUUCUCAUCUCACCACGCACCAGCGGACACACACGGGAAGAAAGAUGGAGGCAAAGGACUCGCUUGGAUCUCAGGCAGGAAAGAGAGAGCCAGCGAGGGGAAGUGUUCAAACUAUGGCAACACAGGAAUAUCUGAAUGGUUUCACUACAUCUCAGAUUAAGCAAGAACCAGAAGAGGGGCUGGACCAGUUGUGUGAGAUCCAGAAAAGAGAAACUCUGAGGGCUCCAUAUUUGGAUGGAAGAAACUCUCCACCUUCUCAGUCCUCACCAGAGAAUAACACUAGGCCGCCUUUUAGCAGAAAGGCCGAUCUCCAUCAACGGUCCCUCAGAGGAAAAGCUGCAUCCAAAACCUUGCCAGGCCUGGGCUGCAUGGAAGUUCCCAAAUUUUACGAAGGCCUGGAUUCCCCAGUGGAAAUGAAGGAAGAGUUGGUGGAGGAGGGCAAGCUCAGUGUGGUGCUACAAUGCCAACGCUUCCGGCAGUUUCGCUAUGAGGAAGCUGAAGGGCCUCAGAAAGUGUUUGGUCACCUCUGGGACCUUUGCUGCCAGUGGCUGAAGCCGGAGUGUCACUCUAAGGAGCAAAUCCUGGAGCUGGUAAUCUUGGAGCAGUUCCUGAUGAUCCUGCCGCUGGAAAUGCAGAACUGGGUUCGGGAACAGUGUCCGGAGACGGGGAGCCAGGCGGUGGCUUUGGCCGAGGACUUUCUUCGGAGGCUGCCACAAGGAGAAGAGCAGAGGGAAGAUCUGACAGACUUGCAACAUGAGCCUUCCAAUUCCGAACUGGAUCCGUUGGAUAUCGUGAAAGUUGAGGUCCCCAUGGAUGGAGACAGAAGAAAGAUGGAGGUAUGGGACUCAGCAGGAUGCCAGGCAGGAAAGAGAAUGACAGCGAGAGGAAGCAUUCAAACUGCGGCAACACAGAAAUAUCUGAAUGGUUUCACUACAUCUCAGAUUAAAGAAGAACCAGAAGAGGGGCUGGACCAGUUGUGUGAGAUCCAGAAAAGAGAAACUCUGAGGGCUCCAUAUUUGGAUGGAAGAAACUUUCCACCUUCUCAGUCCUCACCAGAGAAUAACACUAGGCCGCCUUUUAGCAGAAAGGCCGAUCUCCAUCAACGGUCCCUCAGAGGAAAAGCUGCAUCCGAAACCUUGCCAGGCCUGGGCUGUAUGGAAGUUCCCAAAUUUUACGAAGGCCUGGAUUCCCCAGUGGAAAUGAAGGAAGAGUUGGUGGAGGAGGGCAAGCUCAGUGUGGUGCUACAAUGCCAACGCUUCCGGCAGUUUCGCUAUGAGGAAGCUGAAGGGCCUCAGAAAGUGUUUGGUCAACUCUGGGACCUUUGUUGCCAGUGGCUGAAGCCGGAGCGUCACUCUAAGGAGCAAAUCCUGGAGCUGGUGAUCUUGGAGCAGUUCCUGAUGAUCCUGCCGCUGGAAAUGCAGAACUGGGUUCGGGAACAGUGUCCGGAGACGGGGAGCCAGGCAGUGGCUUUGGCCGAGGACUUUCUUUGGAGGCUGCCACAAGGAGAAGAGCAGAGGGAAGAUCUGGCAGACUUGUGUCGUGAGCCUUCCGAACUGGAUCCAUUGGAUAUCGUAAAAGUUGAGGUCCCUAUGAAUGGAGACAGAGGCUCCGACCAUCAACAGUACUUUCUCGGAGAAGUGACAGACUUGCCCGAGGGAAUGUACAACAGCAGGAGUAUGAAGGUGACUUCUGACUCUCCUCCAAAGAACCAGAAAGUCCCACUGAAGGAAAAACUGCACAAAUGCCAAUAUUGUGAGAAGAUCUCCGACUGCCGCGCCCACCUGAUUAUUCACGAGCGAACCCACACAGGGGAGAAGCCCUACAAAUGCUCUCUGUGUGGCAAAACCUUCAGUGAUAAAAUCAGGCACCUCAUCCAUGAGAGAAUUCACACCAGAGAGAAGCUGUACAAAUGCUCUGAGUGCAGGAAGAGCUUUGACACUCGCUGCAACCUCCUGAGGCACCGGAGAGUUCACACGGGCGAGAAACCCUACUGUUGCUCGGACUGCGGCCAGAGUUUCCGAUAUAAACCGCAGUUAGUGAUCCACAAAGGGACCCACAAAGGGGAGAAGCCUUAUAAAUGUGCAGACUGUGGAGAAACCUUCAGUCAGAUGAGGCAUCUGGUGAUACAUAAAUGGACUCACACGGGAGAGUGGCCUCACAAAUGCGCCAUCUGCAGCAAAAGUUUCAAUCAAAAGUUGGACUUUAUCGCGCACACCAGGACCCACACUGGGGAGAAGCCGUAUGUCUGCUCUGAUUGUGGGAAGAGUUUCAUUUCGAGUUGCCAGCUGAAGAAGCACGAGAGAAUUCACACCGGCGAAAAACCGUACCAGUGCGCAGAGUGCGGGAAAUGCUUCUCUUACAGUUAUCAUUUCACAAUGCACAAGCGAAUACAUACGGGCGAGAAACCUUACCGGUGCCCAGAUUGUGGGAAAUGUUUCAUUUCUAGUUCUCACUUCACCACCCAUAAAAGGACGCAUACUGGUGAGAAGCCCUAUCAGUGUACCUACUGCGGGAACAGUUUCAUUCAGCGAUCGCAGCUUGCCAAACAUGAGAGGUCGCACAUGGGAGAGAAGCCCUUCAUCUGUUCCGAGUGCGGGAAGAGCUUUCCCCAGAGCCAAGGGCUCAAAAAGCACAUGCGGACUCACACUGGCGAGAAGCCAUACGGGUGCCUCAGAUGCGAGAAAAUGUUCUCCAGUUCCUUUAAUCUGUCCAGGCAUCAGAAAAUCCAUGCAAGGGAGAAGCUAUAAUGGGGCACUUUAGACAAAAGACGGUAGGGUGAUCGGAGUAGCUAGAUACAGGUAAUCCUCAUUUGAAGUGACAAUCGACACCUGAAAAAGGGGACUUGCAAUGUGGAUUUGGAGUUCUGAAGGUCAGGUCCCUCCAUGGUCCCCUGACCAAAUUUCAGGCACUUGGCAACAGAACCAUUUGCAGAAUCCCAUGGUCACCUCACCAUGUUUUGCAAUGGUUUUUGCAGAAAACCAGCACUUGGCAAAACUGCACCCAUGGCAACCCAUCGGUUUGUUUUAGAACCAUGGUGUUUACUUAACAAUGGCAGAUUUUGCUUAAUGAAUGCGAUGAUUCACUUAACAAUCGCAGUGAAAGGGUUUGUAAUAUCGGGUUGGUCAUGUUCUAUGACUGUUGUGACAUGACUGUAACCGGCAGGCUCUGAGCCGUGGUGGCGCAAUGGUUAAUGCAAUACUGCAGGUUACUUCUGGUGAUUGCCAGCUGUCGGCAGUUCGGCAAUUUGAUUCUCACUUGUUCAAGGUUGACUCGGCCUUCCAUUCUUCUAAGGUGGGUAAAUGAGGACCCAGGUUGUUGGGGGCAAUAUGCUGACUCUGUAAACUACUUAGAGGGGCCUGUAAAGCUAUAUAUAAGUCUAAGUGCUUUUGCUACUGUUAUGUCAAGGACUGCCUGUUGUGGGUGUAGUAUGGCGUAGGUCAAGAAAGAACACAGAAAGAACGGAACCAAGUCGUGUUUGGUCAGUUGCUAAACCAAAAUGCUGUAAAGAUCUGGUUUGCUGGCAAUGACCUUGUUUCUUGUGAAUGACCUUAUUUCCCAUUUGGGUUCACCUGCUAGUGGGAGAAACUAAACCAGAACCUCUCCACUCCCAAAUCUGCAAGGAAAUGAGAUUGCCAGACCUCAUGAUAUUCUCAUGCUGAUAUAUAUAUAUAUAUAUAUAAAAAUUUGAUUUAUAUGCCGCCCUUCUCCGGAGAUCAGGGCGGCUUACAAUGCGUUAAGCAAUAGCCUUCAUACUUUUGUAUAUUUAUACAAAGUCAGUUUACUGCCCCCACAAACUGGGUCCUCAUUUAACCUACCUUAGAAAGGAUGGAAGGCUGAGUCAACCUUGAGCCUUGGAGAGAUUCGAACCUGCAGAAAUUGCAGGCAGCUGUGUGAUGCAUUAACAGGGUGCAUUAAACCACUGUACUACCAAGGCUCCUUGGUAGAUAUAUCCCAAGACACUGCAAAGAAUGCUGAAGUUGGGUGAGACCUUGGGCUUUUGGCAUUUUAAAAUGAUUAUACGGUAGUCCUUGACUUACGACUACAAUCGAGCCCAAAAUUUCUGUUGCUGAGUGAGAAAUUUCUUAAGUGUAUUUUGUUCCAUUUUAUGACCUUUCCAGCCUCAGUUGUUAAAGUGAUUCGCUGCAGUUGAUAAGUUAACAACCCAGUUGUUAAGUGAACCUGGUUUCCCCAUCGGCUUUGCUUGUCAGAAGGUUGUAAAAGAGGAUCACAUGAUCUUGGGACGCAGCAACCAUCAUAAAUAUGAAUCAGUUGCCAAGCAUCCUAAUUUUGAUCAUGUGAUCAUGGGGAAAGCUGCAACAGUCAUAAGUGUGAAAAUCUGUCAUUAAGUCACUUGUCAGUGCUGUUGUAACUUCAAACGGUCAUUAAAUGAACUGUUGUAAGUCAAGGACUACCUGUAUUAUGGUUUUAUAGCAAGUGCUACUUGGGAAGAGAGCUCGACAUCUGCAGGCAGAUGUUUCAGAACCUUGUGUUACAUAACUGGUGCCAAUUCUUUCUCUGCUUCAUUAACCAUGAUGGGUAAACUGUGGUUUCUGGCUCACUGUUUAUACACCACUCUAAACAGACCAGAGAAAGAACUUCCUUGGUGUGAUUUGUGAAUAACUCUGAACAUAAAAGUUUUUCCUAAAAAAUUGACCAAGUACAGAUUGAGAUACCAUGGUUUGUUCAACAAAGCAUGAUUAGAAAUAAACUCAAGUGCAGUACAGUACAGUAUACGAAUGCAGGAGUCACAUAAAAAGUUAACAAAGUUUGACCCAACAAUGUGAUAAAUAAAUUCAAGAGGUUGUAAUUUACUAUAAUAUAGACUAGCCUAUAUAGCUUGUAUAUUAUAUUCUUGCCUCACUUGCCUUUAUUUUAAAGUAUAGCCACACUAUUAUGUAAUCUCCUACAGAGUACCAUAUAGCUCAUGAAAGACAUAUUAUGCAUUUAUAUAAGAUAUAUCCUAUGUUUAGUAUCUUAACAUAUAGCCACAUUAUAGGCAUGUUUUAAUGUUGCUUACAGAGAAUUUCCUGUUAGCCUGAAAGGGGCCUCCUCCUUUCUCUCUCUUUCUCUCUCCCUCUCUCUCUGCUUGAGACCAGAACUGACAGGGAAAGCAAUUAAUCUGUUAACCAGUCUCCAUAGAAAAAGGGAAUAGCUUGACUGGGGUAAGAAUGUAUCUAAUUCAAGCACACUUUAACAUCCUCCUCCCUCGAAUGUUGUUUCUACUCAAUUAAUGUCCUGUUUUAUUGCUAUGUUAUUUUUGUAUAACAAGGUAGUUGAUAAGGGAGUAUCAAAGGGAUGGGAUAGGAGGGGGUUGAUUGCUUAGCAAAUUUGGGUGACAAUAACGGCUUAACUAACUUCAUAUAUUUAGGGGUAAUAGUAGAUUAUAAGUGGUCGGAAAGCAUGUGACUGAACCAGGCCUAUCAACUGGGCCUGGCUAGGAUAGGAAGGACUUAUAGCCAGUGAGAGGGAUGUAUAAAAUAUGCUGAGAUCUAUAACAUGGGCUUCUGUUGUUGUGUCAAGCAAAAGUCUCACAAGCUAUUUGCAAACAGCUUUUCUUAAUCUUACUUCUGGCUGACCCAAGUAUUGUGUGAAUUUAUUACGCACACAUAGAAGACAAAGAUCAUUCUCGGAAAGCCCGAAUACUUCAGUACGGAGUUUGCAAAUGUGGCCUGUACGUUUGCUCAUUGAUUGAAAAGUUCAUCUGUGUUGGAAUAAAUAUCCAUCUGCUUCUGUUCCAAGCCAGGAGAAAGACACUGGAAACAUGGAGGCUGAUUGGAAAGAUGGUUUAAUGAAGCAGAACCACAUGGGUUCUGGCAAGCUGGCCACAUGGAUUUGAGUGUAUGUGUGGGGGGUAUUUAUACCUUCUCUUGGGCUUUGCACUUGAACUUCCUGUUCCUGUGCAAGAAGAUGUAUUCUAUUGGCUGUUGUCAGACUCCCAUGGUGCCAUGUACAAAUCGUAGGAGUUUGUCUGAGAUAAGGUUGGUUAAAGUUUGGCUGAUGCAAUGAAGGGGCUUGUUGGGCAGUUCCUAUUGUGGCUGAAUGGCUUUGCCCUGAAGGAUAAUUCCAUCGUCCUGGAGCUGAAGGUCUUUUGUUUUGUAGAUAGGCUGGCCCAGUCUUUCCUAAUGGGCACAAGAGAUCUGCUGGGGCUAUUAAGAAAGUGGGGGUUGCUUUAAAAAAAAUCAUGUUUCUCCAUUUCUCAUCCAGGGAAAUAUACCGUUUCCCCCAAAAUAAGACAUCCCCUGAUAAUAAGCCCAAUCGGGCUUUUGAGUUCAUGGCAAUAAGGCCAAGCACUUAUUUCAGGGUUCAAAAAAAUAUAAGACAGGGUCUUAUUUUCGGGGAAACACAGUAAUAUUCUGCCUUUUUAAUAUUUCUCAAAAUAUUUCAUUCUUCUAGGAGAGGGGUGGGUGCUAACUUUCUUCAUCUGUAAAUCAUUGCAAGGAAUCUAAUUGGGUUCCAACUUUGUGACAGUUCCCAAUUUACUACAGGUAGUGCUCGAUUUAGGACCGGUUGCUGAGGAACUGUCUGUUAUGAUGAACCUCCCUAGAUGACCAAGAUUUGAGCUAAUGGUUGCCACUCCCUCCUGCUAUCACCUUGAUUGUAAUUUUGGGCACUUGGCAACCAAGUUGCAUUUACAGCAUUUUGCAGUGUCCGGGAGUCACAUGAUUGCAUCCUAAGUUGCAUUAACAGAAGGAUUCAAUUAAGAUCAAGUGAGGUACUAAUACCUCAUAAAAGAGCCAUAAGCAAGGGAGCUGUGAUUCUAUCUCCUACCAUCAGCUGCAAGAGGAGACCCUCAAGGCAAAGUAGCAAAGGCUGAUACAGCCCUUUUGAAAUACAGAUAGUCCUUGACUUAUGGCCACAAUUGAGCCCAAAAUUUCUGUUGUUAAGUGAGACAUUCUCUAAGUGAGUUUUGCCCUUUUUUAUGGCCUUUCUUGUCUCAGUUGUUAAGUGAAUCACUGCAGUUGCUAAAUUAGUAAUCCAGUUGUUAAGUGAAUCUGGCUUCCCCACUGUCUUUGCUUGUCAGGUCGUAAAAAGGGGAUAUGAUACAAGUCAUAAAUAUGAACCAGUUGCCAAGCAUCUGAAUUUUGAUCACACGAUUGUGGGGAUACUUGAAAGAUUGUAACUGUGAAAAAUGGUCACAAGUCGCUUUUUUAAGUGCCUUUGUAACUUUGAAUGGUUACUAAAUGAACCGUUGUAAGCCUAGGACUACCUGUAUUAUUUUGUACAUCCAGAGCUGUUUAGUUAGUAUAAUUAUUUUACUGUCAUACAUUUAUUUCAAUAAUGUUACAUUAAAAAAAAAUCAUCUUCACAGUCCUUAUUACACCGAGCCCAAAAAAUUGAAAAAGGUCAAAACAGACGCUUUCAUAAUGUGAGAUGAGAUAAAUGGAGAUUAAUGUUUGUAAUGCAGAUUAAAUAAAAAGUUUGCAGAGUUGGUGUCUUUAAAAGUCGGGCUUUAAAAUGUCAAAAAUGGCAUUUUUUUCAGCUCUGUUUAUGAACCAACGAAACAUGUAGUGAAGAAAAAUGAACUUGUUUUAGUCAUUGUGUUUUAGUCUGACAAUUCUCUUAUUCUGUACCCAUGUAUUUUCCUCCAGCACCAAAGGGAUUAGAACAUAAUUGCGCGAAUUCAUAAAUGUUGCAUUUAUACUUACACUGAGAGGUAAACAGAAGGUUUUGUGUUAAAUUGAUGCCAGUCCUCCUUAUAUUGAGGUCACUUUUAUUUUGUUGAUUGUUGAAGAAUGUAACAGAAGAGGGGAGGGCGGAAGGGACUUCAUUUUAUUUUGCUUUUCAACAAAGAAACGAGAGGAUUAAAAAUGGUUACUUUCUGCUGAUUCUUAAUUAUCAA
This is a messenger RNA of Pantherophis guttatus, 10141 nucleotides long. Lineage: Eukaryota; Metazoa; Chordata; Lepidosauria; Squamata; Colubridae. The record is from RefSeq and is a predicted model, not a curated record.